Molecule: messenger RNA, 1845 nt
Organism: Pocillopora verrucosa
Lineage: Eukaryota; Metazoa; Cnidaria; Anthozoa; Scleractinia; Pocilloporidae
Source: RefSeq, a predicted model, not a curated record
AUGGUGGCCAAUCUGAUGAUACCAAAUUACCCUGACAUAACUGUUAUUGCCGACCUUAUUUUCAGGGGUGAAGUUACUGAAAAAGGUAGUGUAUGGAACCUACCAGAAGCAGCCGCCUACAUCACAUUCCAUGAGGGAGCCGUGCCAAAACCUUUGUUAUUUACAUGUUCAGUAUUGCCUCCUAAACUUCGCAGUCCACCCAUCUCUAGUGAUGAGCUUUUGGUAAGCAAUGUGGUGGAAAUGUCACAUGAUGGUCCACCAGACCUAGAGUUUAGAGGAGAUGAUGAUGGUAACGUAACUGUAGCUUUGUUGCACAGUGCAAGUGAUUUAAAGGGCUAUGAAGUGGUUAUCAAGCAAUUGGUGGAUCUACAUAACAAUGAAUGGAAGGAUUUGAAGACUUGGCAUGCAUCAGGUGCAGGUUACAUGUCAUUCAUGGUGAUUGUUAAAAAACCAGAAGUUUCUGAGUGGCCUCAGCUUGUUGAGGCUACAUGCACCCUGACACAGUGUUCCUCGUUUGCUGCCAUCUGGCGCCUAAAGUCCUUCACGUUCACAAGAUGUACUUCAGCGGCUCCUCAAUUUACAUGUGUGGUACCAGACUUUCCAGACAUACUUGUUGAAGUUCCUCUGAGUUCUGUACCUGUUGAUCAGGACUUUACUUUGACAAUUAAGGUACAAGAAUUUCCAAGCAAUGAGGUUGAAGACAUUGGGAUACUGUGUGGUUCUUUCAUUCACAUUUCAAGCUCUCGGAACAUUGUACAUGUGGAGCCUGUGACUAUCAAGGUUCCCCUUGCCCUUCGUGAAAGUAAGCAUGACUUCUCAGAGCUUUCAAAUGAGGUCAUACGGAUAUCAUAUCUCGACUCAGAGGGCAAACCAUGGAACGCUAGCUGGACAGAUAUCACAGGUCAACUAGAAGGGCCAAUUACUGUUAAAGAUGGAAUUGUAGAAUUUAAAGUAAAACUUUUCUGUCGAUUCUGUGUCUGCGUGUUCAAUAAGCACGUUCCUCUUUUGGAAGAUUAUUUUCGUCGUCUUUUUUCCAGAACCAUGCCUCAAAGUGUACAUUUUCUCACUUGUUUAUGUAAGACAACAAUUCCUGAUACUUAUGGCCUUUUACUGUACUGUUAUCCAAACUUUAAACAACCUGAGGUGGAAAAGAAAUUGUCAAGCUACGACAUACCUUAUAAAGGCAAAGGAAGGUCAAAAGAGCCUGUAUGUGUUGGGGAUGAAAUUGUGGUUACCCCAAUAGCGUUUGAUUUUGUGAAGGAGUCUCAAAGGAAUGAAAAGGUAGUUCUUAGGUUUCUUGGAAAUGAUAUAUCUGACAACAGGGACAGGGCUUUGAUUGUUCGCUUGGACGGUGAAAGUGUUGCAACAGUGAAGUUCUUCAAAGACAAAGAGCUUCAAAAACUUCUCUGUGAAGUGCCGAUCUUGAAGACUCCAACAGCAUCUGCGGUUCCUGUAACAGUGGGUGUAGAUCAAAGAGUGGUACUUGAGGAAAAACCUGCAUGUGUGGGUCUGGACCCUAGUGAUUCAGAGAGCUCAAGUUUAGAGACAGAUGACUUAGUUUCCAUAUCUGAUUGGAGCUCAGACACAGCCAGGGAUACAGAGGAGGAAAGCUUUGGUUUUAUAAAGGAGAAACCUAUUCCAGCCAAACAAAAAGUUUCCAAGAACACCACCACCAAAAAGCAGACUGCUAAAGCUUCCAAUACAGCAAAUGAAAAGGACAAAAUUGGAAAAGUAACAAUUUUUGAUACAAUCCUUUAUGGCUUGUCCCAGGCUCAGGUGGUUAGCGGAGACAAAAAGAGAGCACUGAAGGCUGUUGUUUGCAUGCUUACUUUCUCCAUGCAUUGA